Protopolystoma xenopodis is the source of this 1026-nucleotide messenger RNA. The record is from the annotation of a GenBank genome assembly. NCBI's taxonomy places the organism in Eukaryota, Metazoa, Platyhelminthes, Monogenea, Polystomatidea, Polystomatidae.
AUGGCAAGUCAUAGACUUGGUAUUAGGGAUAGAGACAGGAUAGACGAGGCGGCGAUUGGAGCUAGUUUGCUAAUAGUCUCUCUCCUUCUUGAGGCUUGCCCUCAUUUUAUUAGUCUCCAUCCUGUGCCACAGGCACCGGCUGGCGGCGGCGUUCCUGAGGCCAGACUGAAUAGUCUGCUUGUAUCUCCAUCAUUACCACCUUCCGUGAUGCUCGCAUUUACCUCCCCGGAUUCCGAUUCGCCUUUAUCCGGACUACCCUUGCCUACGGGUUCUAACAUUAGUUCGAGUACCGUCGUUUCUCUUCUAUCACCACUGGCAUCUUCUGCACCGGUGAAGACCGGCUACCAUAUUUCAGCGGAUUCAAGCCUAGAGUCAGACAGCAAUUUCUGCAGCAAUAACCCUAACACCGAUGUCAACAUCAAUAGCAGCUCAGGAACCUACUUGGAUAACGGCACAAACUCUUUAACUCUGAAUUCCUCGAAUUCAUCCAAUUCGUUAAACAAACAAUCUUUCACGUCAGAGGUGCGACCCACGAUCCCCGGUACUUGCUUGAGUUACAACGGUCUCUUCGAUUGUCCCUCAUUCUGUACCAGCCGUUUGCGUUCCAAAUACUUGGACCGUUUGCCUGGCUGUAAGAGGCGCUUGUAUUCCGGGGCCCGGUUACCCGGCUCGGCGACAACAGCAGCAGCCGUACAAAUUGGCCUGCAUGCUGGCCAAUUGACUUUGACUACUCUAGCGUCGGCUCAUUUGCCUGCUGGCGCCGUCGGUAGUAGUUUCGGGUCAAAUGGAAAUGCUGUGCGCACUCGAGCAGCUGCGGCCGCGGCUCAACGACUCAUUCAGAGGGAACAGCAACAACUGCAGCAGCAACAACAACAGCUGUAUCCCCAGAAGCAUCCCAUAGAGUCUCGCAGAUCACCGUUGGGUGAGAUGGAUGGACAUUCUUGUCUAUUGACCAACGAGUAUCCCCAAGUUCAUGAGGCAAUCGGCCAAAAAUUAAGUAAGAUACUGCUUUUAAAUCAUGCUUGA